Molecule: messenger RNA, 429 nt
Organism: Callorhinus ursinus (northern fur seal)
Lineage: Eukaryota; Metazoa; Chordata; Mammalia; Carnivora; Otariidae
Gene: IQCF6
Product: IQ motif containing F6
Molecular function (GO): calmodulin binding
Source: RefSeq, a predicted model, not a curated record
CACACAAAAUUCAGAGAAGGCAGCCAUAAAGAUUCAGUCAUGGUGGCGUGGCAACAUGGUGCGCCGGACGUUACUGCACGCGGCACUCAGGGCCUGGGUCAUCCAGUGCUGGUGGAGGUCGAUGCAGGCCAAGAUGCUGGAGCAGAGACGGCGCCUGGCAUUAAGACUCUACACCUGCCAGGAGUGGGCAGUGGUGAAGGUGCAGGCACAGGUUCGAAUGUGGCAGGCCCGCAGACGGUUUCUCCAGGCACGCCACGCAGCCUGCAUCAUCCAGUCUCACUGGCGCUGGCAUACCAGCCAAACCCGGGGCCUGAUCCGGGGCCGCUAUGAGGUCAAAGCCAGCCGGCUGGAGCUUGACAUCGAAAUCCUCUUGACCUAGGGAGCUAGCAGAGCCAAGGAGACUGGAUCUCUCUUCCAAUAAAGACACUU